Lachancea meyersii CBS 8951 is the source of this 1608-nucleotide messenger RNA. The record is from the annotation of a GenBank genome assembly. NCBI's taxonomy places the organism in Eukaryota, Fungi, Ascomycota, Saccharomycetes, Saccharomycetales, Saccharomycetaceae.
AUGGGCUACAAAGAAAAGUUCAAAGAGACAUUUCUUCUAGACGUCUUGGAACGCUUAGAUCUAGUCAAAAUCGAGCCGCUUUGCUUGACGCAAAACGCUGCGUCGGGCACGGUAUCCGAGGGGGAAAGCAAGAAUUCUCAGGAUCUGGAAGGUUUGGCAGAAUCUAGCUACGAAAAGCACAGUCCAAUUAAAGAAAAAGACCCCUUUCUAAUCGAUUGGAAUGGCGAAAAUGACCCAGAAAACCCUCUGAACUGGAAACGUGGUAAGAAGACUCUAGUUGUAUUUGAGAUGAUGCUCCUCACCUGCACGACCUACAUGGGCGCUUCCAUCUAUACCCCGGGCCAACAGUCGAUACAACGAGAGUUCCACGUUGGCCAUGUAGUUGGAACUCUCAACCUGUCGCUUUAUGUGCUUGGGUAUGGGCUGGGCCCCAUUAUUUUUUCGCCAUUGUCAGAAGUUGCCAGUAUCGGACGUCAGCAGAUUUACAUCGUCACUUUGUUUCUAUUCAUGAUAUUUCAGAUUGGUGCUGCCACUGUGCAUAAUAUUGGGGGACUGAUCGUUAUCAGAUUCAUUUCGGGUGUCCUUUGCUCGCCUUCGCUGGCGACUGGUGGCGGUACAAUGGGCGAUAUCAUCAAACCGGAAUUUGUAUCCGUAUUCAUCGGUUUGUGGGCUAUCGGGGCAGUUGCCGCGCCAGUGGUGGCGCCUCUAUUGGGUGCAACAAUGGUCGUGGCCAAGGAUUGGCGUUACGUGUUCUGGCUGUUGAUGUGGAUAAGUGCUUUUACAUUGAUACUGUUAAUAGUCUCGUUCCCCGAGACGCAGCAUCAGAACAUCUUGCACAGAAAGGCAACGCGUAUGAGAAAACAAACUGACGACAGUCGUUAUUAUACCAAACAGGAACGACUGGAUGCUGAGAUUGAAGUUUCUGCCUUUCUGAAAGAGGUUUUCGUGCGUCCUUUUUUGAUCAUGGCUUUGGAACCUGCUGUGUUGGCAUUCGACAUUUACAUCGCUUUAUGUUACGGUGCGUUUUACCUCUUCUUCGAAGCAUUCCCUAUCGUUUUUAUUGGCAUCUACCACUUUACACUGAUCGAGAUGGGAUUGGCUUAUAUGGGCUUCUGCGUGGGAUGCUUGAUCGCGUACGUGGCUUUGCUAAUCUAUCUGGCGAAGUACAUAGGUCCUAAAUUCCAAAACGGAACGUUCAAGCCGGAGGAUUUUCUCCCACUUUCCAUGGCCGUGUGCUGGGCACUUCCACUGUCGCUUUUCCUGUUCGGCUGGACUGCGCGUGUUCACUGGAUAUUACCCAUCAUUGCAGAGCUUUUCUUUGUUCUGAACGUCUUCAAUCUAUUUCAGUCAACGUUUGCUUACCUCGCGUUCUGCUACCCACGCUAUAUUGCGUCAGUGUUCGCAAGUAAUGGGUUCUGUCGUUCGGUCUUUGCCUGUGCCUUCCCGUUGUUCGGUAAAGCAAUGUACGAUAACCUUGGGAGCGAAAAGUAUCCAGUUGCGUGGGGUUCCUCUUUGAUAGGUUUCUGCUCUAUCGGUCUGGCAAUUAUACCAUUCGCUUUUUAUAAAUAUGGACCCCAGAUGAGAGGAAGAUCGCGGUAUGCCAAUUAA